Messenger RNA from Westerdykella ornata, 2224 nucleotides. Its product is annotated as NTF2-like protein. Lineage: Eukaryota; Fungi; Ascomycota; Dothideomycetes; Pleosporales; Sporormiaceae. The record is from RefSeq and is a predicted model, not a curated record. The transcript has 2 exons. Bases 1 to 1794 code for a protein of 597 amino acids. Gene Ontology annotation, molecular function: RNA binding; protein binding. Gene Ontology annotation, biological process: poly(A)+ mRNA export from nucleus. Gene Ontology annotation, cellular component: nucleus.
AUGGGCGCCGCCCCUACACCCCAACAGCCACAACGCCCAAAGUCGAGUCUUGUCGAGCUUCGAGUCACCGGCUGGACCGCCGAGGACGACGUCCCACGUAUCGUUCAGUUUCUCAAUCGGCACGCAUCCAAGCGGAAAGGUGGUCCAAGGCAAACUGGUGGCCCAGCGUCGCUUGCCCCUAACCUGAUCAAGUCUUCUCGAACCGCAGAUGGCGUACUCAUCAUUCGUGUUCGACAAGACGACGUGCCCGCCUUUGGAAAGAUCAACAACUUCCAAUUCACAUCAACCAACGGCUCACAGAAGCUCGCAAUAUCAGGUCCCGGAAUCCGCGCAAGUGAGAAGGCAGUGGACGCCGAAUCAUCUACCCUAGACAAAGCCGCGAAGGAUGCGUCCACCGGUAAAGAAGGGCUCAUGGAGCUUCUCAAGGGGUUCCUCGAACGGAGAUAUGACCCGUCCCAGAAGAUGUUGAAUCUCUCGAACAUCGCCAGCGAUGAACAAAUAUCGGAGAUUGGCAUGUUCACCACCACAUCAAGGCGCGCGAAGUUCAUGCCCGCCCUCAUGGUCGCUGUGGACAAGGCACUACCGACCCGGGCUGCGAAAGCCGAAGCUAUUGUAAGCGUGUCUCUGAGCAACAACGGACUUCCCGACCUAUCUCUGGUGUCCGAAGUUGCGCGAACACUUCCUGAUAUCAAGAAUCUCGACCUGUCAGGGAACGAACUUUCGGAUCCCUCCGCAUUGGGUCCCUUCAAAUCGAGACUGCGGAAUCUCGGCGAGAUUGUCCUAGCCGGUAACCCCCUUCAAUCCCAAGAGGGUUGGCAAGACAAAGUCACGAAGUUCUUCCCCCGAUUACGUCUACUGGACGGGGUUCAGGUGCGCACGGAAGCCCAGAUUGCGCGUCUGGAUCAACCCAAGGAAGUCCCGAUGCCUUCAGCAUCUAACUUAUGGAUCGACCCGCAGGGGGUUGCACAAGCAUUUGUCCUCGAUUUCAUCAAACUCUUCGAUGAAGAUCGCACCACGCUAAUACAACGGUGGUAUGAUGGCGAAUCCACCUUCCAAGUCAACGUCAAUGCCCGAGCACGCGGCGGCGCAGGCAGCUCACACGACAGGACACCAUGGGACUCGUACCUCCAGCAGAGCCGAAAUAUUCGUAUCAUCCGCAACAAGCGGGCACGAUAUUCCCGAAAGGCCAAAGGCCCGUCCCAGAUUUCCGAAGCCUUCGCCAAGAUCCCACCAACGAGGCAUCCGUUGCUGGAAUCCGACGCAUACAACUUGUCCUGCAUUCCCCAGCCGAACUGCCCGGAUCCGACAGGCCAAUCCGUAGUGGGAGUCACAGGCUGCCUUAUCAAUCUCCAGUCACAAUAUGAGGAACAUCGAACCGCGAAGGGAGCCGACCAAAUUGUUCGCCGCGCCUUCGAACGUACCAUCGUCCUCGCUCCCGGUGGCCCUUCGGGCUGGCGCAUCAUCUCCGACCUUCUAUCCCUGCAUGCCGGCGGUGGCACCCCAGCGUGGAUUCCUCAAACCACCAUCAACCCCAUUGAGACUCCGGUUCCCGCUCCCGUCCCAGCUGGCGCAGCGCCUGCUGCCCUCCCAUUAGGGCUCACUCCAGAGCAGCAGGCGAUUGUGAUGCAGGUACAGGCUGAUACGAGGCUCAAGGCGGACGUUGCCGUCGAUCUCUUGACGCAUGCCAAUUGGGACAUCUCGGCUGCAGCGGCCUUGUUCCAGGAACGGCUUCACUUGAUUCCGCCGGAGUCGUUUGAGGGCCCUGCGCCUGUGGUUAAUGGGGGCAAUUUAUGAUAUCCAUACCGAUGGUUCUGGAUGGGACGAAGGAUAUUUUUGAAGGGUCACAUGUUCGGGAAGGGAUGUCACUUCGAUUUGCCAGGGAGAAGUGAUCACAUUGAGUCUACUUUUGAACGACGGGAAGGACGAGGGGGGAUUGCACUGAACGCACAUGGUUCAAUGACAUGAUUCUGGGCAAAUCUCCGAGACCUGGUUUUGGUCGGCGUGGAUUGUGCAUCAUAAACAUCACACCAAUACUCGUUUCAACGAACGAGAAUCUCAAUUUGGGAUACCGGGGCUUGGAAAAGGGGCUCUGAGAGAGCGGUACAGGGUGCUGCAUCAGUGUGUACUGCCUGUCGGUGCAUUUCUGCUAGAAGAGCGCAUAUGACGCGAAGAACUGUGGAUAUUAUUAUUAUCAAUGAAACUUCGGAGGCAUCAGGUCUCUGGC